UUGAUUUUACAUACAGCAGGAUUUACAAGUUUGAAAAAUUUCACCAAUAUAAUGACACCUUGAAUACAAAAAGUUCUAUAAGCUGACGUAGAUCACAGAUUUAACUUAACCAGUGAUGCUUCUACAUGCAGAAGACAUGAACCAAAUUGAGAAAGCCACGUUACAGAACUGUCGUAAUUGUCUACUGGAAGAUCUAGAUCCUACUAUGUCAUUUUUAUCUCUACUGUACUGUUCUAGGAUAAUAACAGAGGAUCAGAAAGACAGGGUUGAGAACCAAAGGACAAGGCAAGAUAAAGUCAUAACACUAUUAGAUAUUCUACCUCGACGAGGUCCAAGGGCCUUCCGUAAAUUUAUAGAUGUUCUAGAAACAGACUAUAAUUGGAUAAAAGAGAGAUUAGAAGAUGAAUUACAAGCUCAGGAAUAUCAAAAAAGAAUACUCGAUGCUAUCGAUGACAGAAUGAAACAAAAUGGAGAAUUUAUCCGUGACAAAGAUUACAUAGACAAGAUAGUCAGGGAAACAAUUUUACCAUUUCUUCUUCAAGAAUUACGUACAUCACCCUCAAGUAGCCCCUCAAAUAAAAUAGAUCAACCUCUUAAGGAUGUUAUAACCAAUCAUUUGAUUCCCUUACUUGGAGGAUCUUUAUCUAAGAAUAAACUUGAGGCCAAUCAAGAGGUUUUGAUGGAAAAAGCUGUUGAAAUAAUUGAUCAAUUACGUGAAAAGUGUUGUGACACUUUAGGAAUAUCAAGUGAGUCUUGUCAAGAUGAAACCCUACCUGCUUUGAUUGAGAGAAGAAUGAUCGAGCUUAAAACAGAGAUAACACUUUUACGUAAAGAAAAUAAAAAAUCUAAAAAGGCUGAAGAAAAAUUAACAACAGAAAAUCAAAAACUGAAAUCUGAUAACACAACACUGAAGUCAGACCUAAAAAAGUUAAAAUCAGAUUCACAAGGAUCAAGGAACGAAUUAAAGAAAUUAAAAGACGAAAAUCAGAAAUACAAAACAGAAAAUACAAAACUCAAACAAGAAGUAAAAUCUUUAAAAGAAACUUUAAAUGAUGCUGGAGUGGACUUGUUGAUCUCUUCAGAUUUCUGUGGAAGCUAACAUUCAAAGAUCUCUACAGAUUUCUGUGGAAACUAACAUUAAAAGAUAUCUACAGAUUUCUGUGGAAACUAACAUUAAAAGAUAUCUACGGAUUUCUGUGGAAACUAACAUUAAAAGAUAUCUACAGAUUUCUGUGGAAACUAACAUUCAAAGAUCUCUACAGAUUUCUGUGGAAACUAACAUUAAAAGAUAUCUACAGAUUUCUGUGGAAAAUAACAUUAAAAGAUAUCUACAGAUUUCUGUGGAAGUCGCAUUCAACAAUCUCUAGGGAUUUCUGUGGAAGCUAACAUUCAUAAAUCUCUAUGAAAUUCUGUGGAAACUAGUAAUCCAUCAAUUCUACAAGUUUCUGUAGAAGUUAGCAACCAACACUUUUUACAGAUUUCUUUGAAAGCUAGCAUUCAACAAUCUCUAAAGAUUUCUUUGGAGGCUAGCAUACAACAAUCUCUUAAGAUUUCUUUGAAAGCUAGCAUUCAAAGACCUCUUCAGACAUCUGUGGACACUAGCAUUCAAAGAUCCUUCAAAAUUCAGAUUUCUGUGGAAGCUAGCAGUCAAUGACCUUUACAUAUUUCUCUUAAAGCUAAAAUUCAAUGAUCUUUCAAAUUUCUGUGGAAGCUGGCAGUCAAAAGACCUCUAUCUCUACAGAUUUCUGUGGAACCUACCAUUCAAGGAUAUCUACAGAUUUCUAUAUGGAAGUUAAUCCAGCUUUCAACCAUCUUAACAGAUUCCUCUGAAAGCUAGCAUUGUCAUUCAAUAUUUGUUUCUUACCAGAUGAGCUGCAUCGGAUAGAAAUCAACCUUAUGCAAAUGAAUAUCAAUAAAUCUGUAUACUUAUUUCUGGUUGAAAAAAUCUCUACGGAAAGCCUGUAACUGUAUGAAAAUUGAGUUGUUAUAAGAACCCUACAAAACAGUAUUUCGCAUUUGAAUGUUCCAAAAUCAAUCAAAGUCUUAUACAUGUACACAUAUAUGUGUACUUACAUAAGGUCGAUUUUUAUCCAAUGCAGCCCAUAUCAUAUAUGUAUAUGCCAAUAAUGUUGUGCCAAAUAUUGCAUUUAAAUCAAAAUGUAUUUAUAAUCAAGAUUUUAUAAAGUUUGUUUUUUUA
This is a messenger RNA of Mytilus californianus (California mussel), 2197 nucleotides long. RefSeq lists its product as uncharacterized. Gene Ontology annotation, molecular function: protease binding; death domain binding. NCBI's taxonomy places the organism in Eukaryota, Metazoa, Mollusca, Bivalvia, Mytilida, Mytilidae. The record is from RefSeq and is a predicted model, not a curated record. The transcript is spliced from 4 exons. Bases 116 to 1099 code for a protein of 327 amino acids. Gene Ontology annotation, biological process: regulation of apoptotic process.